GCGAAAAGGAGAGACAUGAAGUUUGCUAAUUUUAAUGUUAAUUAUAUUCUGCAAAUGUGUACUAUAUACUUUGCGCGAUGCAAAACUGUAGCUUAUUGUAAAUUUCGUGGAUUUCAUAAAUAUUACUGAUAUGUCCGCCCAAUAUUACUGAUAUGUCCGCCCAAUAUUACUGAUAUGUCCGCCCAAUAUUACUGAUAUGUCCGCCCAAUAUUACUGAUGUGUCCGCCCAAUAUGAGAACUCUUGUAAGUCUUAAAUAUUUUAUUCAAAAUACAUUGCAUUUUUUUAAACGCUUGCUCAGAUCCACGAAAUUAUUGAGAACGUUUUUUCGCAUUUUCUAUAAACGAAUUUUUAGAAAAUGAAGUUAUUGCUGCUAACCCUCUUUACUCUCGGUGUAUCAGGAUCUGAAGAAAAUGACAGGAAGGGAAAACUAUUUUUAGUAACUUCUACCACAUCUACCACAGUCUCAACAACAACAUCUAUUUUGCAGACAACAACAACAUGUUUUGCAGUGACAGCUGCUAGACAAGCUUGUAGAAAAAGGAGAAUGAUACUGAGCAAUGAUCCUAUUACAAAUGCGGAGGAUACUAUUGAAAUUAGCAGAGUUGAAAGGAAUGUUGAUGACACUGUUGAAGUUGACAACAUUGAGUCAGGAACUCCCAAGGACGGAGCGAAGCGGGAUGCUAAAUUCUUCUGGUACUACAUGACCACAACAACUACCAGUACAUCAACCUCAACAUCAACAUCACUUAGUUUUACAGCCACAUACCUCAUCACUCUGUCUGGAUGCACUCCUGCUGGCGCCACCUUCACUGUAUGCGGAUAAAAAUGGAACUUAUUUGAAGCAAGCAACUCCUGUACUGCUUGCGGAUAAACACGGAACUAAUUUACUGUCACGGGUUGAGUUAUAAUCCUUUUUAGUUGCUUUGUUAAUUGUUGAAAUCCUUUUGUGUUGAAAUAUAUAUUUGUCAGUUGGAAUAA
This is a messenger RNA of Eurytemora carolleeae, 979 nucleotides long. RefSeq lists its product as uncharacterized. NCBI's taxonomy places the organism in Eukaryota, Metazoa, Arthropoda, Copepoda, Calanoida, Temoridae. The transcript is spliced from 5 exons. The coding region runs from base 357 to 824 and encodes 155 amino acids. The record is from RefSeq and is a predicted model, not a curated record.